This is a messenger RNA of Didymodactylos carnosus, 486 nucleotides long. The record is from the annotation of a GenBank genome assembly. Lineage: Eukaryota; Metazoa; Rotifera; Eurotatoria; Philodinida; Philodinidae.
AUGGCGUUACGAUUUUUGGCAUUAUUACUAUGUUUAUUGGAAAAUCAUUUUUAUGCUCAAACAAAUUCGUUUAGAUCAAGUCAAUGUCAUUAUCUAAUUCAUGAUGAAAAUCAUGCAACAACAACAAUAGCAAAUGAUACAGAUGAAAUUCAGACUUCAUUUGGACUUUUCAAACAUUUGAAUAAAGAUGAUAAAACAAUGUAUGAUUUAAUAAAUAACAUGCGAAAAAAUGAUCGCGACUUUGUUUAUGAUGAUGAGGAAGAGGAUAUACAAGAUGAGGAUAUUAAUUAUCAAGAAAAUAUUCCUAAUGAAUACGAUGAUAAAUACAUAAAUCAAACACAAACCACUAACGGAGAGAAGAAUGAUUACGUUUUUUCUUAUAGAAAAGAUGACAAUGCACAAGAUUCAGUCACAGUACAACAAACCAAAAAUCUAGUGAAUUCUACAACUGAACAAUCGCGAUUAGCCGACACCUCGCGUGAGUAG